Amyelois transitella is the source of this 4339-nucleotide messenger RNA. Its product is annotated as protein C12orf4 homolog. Bases 84 to 1676 code for a protein of 530 amino acids. NCBI's taxonomy places the organism in Eukaryota, Metazoa, Arthropoda, Insecta, Lepidoptera, Pyralidae. The transcript is spliced from 10 exons. Gene Ontology annotation, cellular component: cytoplasm. The record is from RefSeq and is a predicted model, not a curated record.
ACGUAAUUUUGACAUUUGAUGUAAAUCGACUGUUUAUUUGUUGUUGUUCACCGAUUUUCAAUUUAUCUAAAUUUUAUUAAAAAAUGAGCAUAGAAGUCGCUCAUACUCUCACUAAGAACUUCAAAUAUUCAUUCCCGACAUGCACAAACGAAGAGAUCCUUUUCAAACUGGAUGUUCCCGUGGAAAUCCCGUAUUCCGGCUGCACUCGGGAGUUGGUUCAGCGGGUCAUCAAUAUGUUUCAUAUUCCCGUGUAUUUGGAAGAUGAGCUAAAUGAAAAGUUGGCAGAAUUUGUAGCCACCGAGACUAAAAACUUUCACAAUGAUCGGGACGAGAAACUGAUCAACCAAUUGAAGAACAGUGAGCUCAACGUAGAUGGCAUUGUCAAGAACUGGGAGAAGAUGUUCAAAGAGAAUGUCAUGGAGUUUGCCGAGCAGAAGGGAACUUCUGAUGAGGAGGUAUUUGCAGCUGCAUACCACAAACUGGUACAUUCGCCCGCCUUGGAGACCAUACUGCAAGUGGAGAACUCAUACGCCAAGACCGUCUCCAGCAUGCUGAAGAAUAGAGAUGAAGAUGUGCAGAAGAUGACAGAGAGACAAACAUCAGAAAUGGAAGAAAACAUGCGUCUACUCAACACCACAGUCACAGAGGAAGACAUAAACGAAUUAGCUACUCGCCACUUCGAGGAACAGAGCCUAGUAUGCGGGCGCUGGGGCUCGCAGAUCGAUGCUCUGUGCCAGACGCAGCGAUCGCAGCACAGAGCAUGGCUGAUGACCACGCUGGACCAGUAUCAGACUACAGCCGCUCUUAGCACACCCAGCAACUCCCCGCUGGACACCUUCUGUCCAGAGCGGUCCCUGUCAGCGCCCGCGCCGCGCCUGGAGGAGAGUUUCACCAUCCACCUGGGCAGCCAGCUCAAGCAGACCCACAACAUCAGGAUCGUGGCCUGCGACCUCCUGGACCUGUGCAGGCUCGACCCCGACAACCCAACAGAGCACAUGCGUCGCCUUCAAACUUCACUCGGUCUCUAUUCCACGGAGCUGUCGGCUGUGGUGCUAUUAAGCUCGGCGCCGCCUGCGACCGCGGCGCCGCUCAAGGCCUUGCAAAGAGCCGCCGCAGCGUCGCCUGAGCAUCACUUCGCGUCACUCGAUCUGCAGCUUAAGGAUAUCGCUGAGAAGGUUAAGGAGCCGGCGGAACAACGCAACUCGCAACGCGGCGACGGCAGGCGCGCGCGCGCAGCUCUGCAGCCGGGCGACGUGUACGUGACCACACACAGCAACCUCGGCGACGUGCAUGUCGUCUUCCAUCUCGUGGCUGACGACGACGCGGUGUCAGGCGACAUCUCGUCCCGCCACCCGGUAAUCAUGGGCCUCCGAAACAUUCUGAAGGCCGCGUGCGCCAACGACAUCACCACUAUCUCACUGCCACUGCUACUGAGACACGACCUCACAGAGGAGUGCACAGUGGCGUGGUGCAGCCGCCGCGCGGAGCUGGUGCUGAAGUGCGUGAAGGGGUUCGUGCUCGAGGCCUUCGGCUGGGGCGGAGCCCGGCCCGCCACGCUGCAGGUGGCGGCCCCACCCAACACGUCUCCGCAAGUGUUCGCGUCGCUGGCGGCGUUGCUGCCCGCCAUCUUCCGGGUGUCCGCGCCCGUCAAGGCUAAACAACCAGCCGCACAUUGACGGGGAACAACUCUACCUGGCAAUAGCCAUGAAUAUAUCACAUUGGAAAGGACAAACUUGGAUGGAGAAAAUGUUCUUGAAAUGUUCGGUCAUAAAUAACUUCAAGAGACUAUUGGAUACGACAGUAGCGAUUGCUAUUGGCGGGUACAUAAUUACAAUAAUGAUUUUUUAUCAUAAAAACGUUUGAACGUUUCAGUAGAAAAUGAAGGAAAUCUUUAAUGAUAAUAAUUUUUUAAACUCGGGUUAAUAAAUGUUCGUGGUAAACAAAAAAAUACCAAAAAGUAAAACAAUAAUUUUCAAAUCACAUAUUUAUUUAAAAUGUUAAAUCUAAUACUCAAAAUAGCGAAUCCAACCUUAAUAAUAAUUUGAUGCAUGUGAAUAUUUAUAUCUAAAAUACGCUAAAAUUGUUUGCAACAACAUUAUUUUUGUUCCCAUCUUGUAAAAUCUCACAAAAUAUGUGCGCUAUUCAAUUUUCCACCUUAUGGUGAAAAAAAAUAUGUACUCUAUACAUUAUCAAUAUAAUUAACACAAUCACAAUACAUAAAUGUCAAAGAAAAGAUCAAAAACUUUACAAAAACGCUCCACAAACAUCAUUUUGACGUUACAAUUCCUUUAAGAUUCUUUGUAAUGAUAGUAUAACGAUUUUACACUAAACAUCUACGAAUAGCACAGAAUUGUGGAAUAUUGGCACUGUUUAGAUACCGUCGUGAACACAAAACCAUUCAUGAGUUUGUGUGCACUUCAUAAUAUGCAGAAAUAGUUUAUUUUUAGCCUCUGUAAAACCAUAACUUUGCAAUCUCUUGGCUAAUAUUAACUUCAAUGCUAAAUUAAGAUAAAUUAGGGGCGUUCGUAAGGCUUUAAAAAUCAAAAUAACCUCAAAUUAUGUGACCACGAAAAUAUAGUUACUAUCUGAAGAAUCCUUCUACAUAAAAUUCUUUGUACAUGAGAUAUUUUUUGCCACUGUGACAUAUAAAGUUCAUCAUUUUAAAGUCAUCAUAUGACUCCAUAUUGUCUCGACGAACCUAAAUGGCAAAUUUAUUAAAACUAUAAAGACACCUUUAGUAUACGAACACGAGAGCUUAUUGCCAAAGUUGUAGUCUUGUAAGUCUCUAUUUCUUACAACAAAAUACUUUUAAAACUUGCUCUGGUAGCGGCUUAUGCUCCUAAUUGGCAUUUAUCGCGUCAAAUAUAAGUUGGCACAAAUGUUUUAAAACUUGUUGCACGUAAAAUGUACAACGGUCCCUGUCCCGGAUCAGUUGUUAUAUCAGUACUAGUAAAAGUAGUGCCAAUUUAUGUUUGACGGGCUUUCAAAACAUUCCAAUAUCUAUCUAAAUAAUGAAAUAACGCUCAGUUGUAUAAACAGUUGAAAUUAAUAAAACACAGACAAUGAUGGAAUUUAUCGAGCAGUGGAACAAGAAACUUUGAAGUUUAGUUCCAAAAUGAUGCAGAAAUUUUCAGACACGUGUGAAGUUCUUAUGAUGAAUGUAUUAAUACUUAACAGAGAAAAAGUCUUUUGCUGGGACGAGACUUCGAAUAUUCACUUGGUGUAAGUAAAUCAUUAAUAACCCAUUUAUACAACUGAGAUAACAUAGAAUGAAAUAAACUAGGUAAUCAUGAUAGCGUUAUAAAAUUAUAACUAAAAUGGAACACAAUCAAACUAUAACUAAAGCCAUUCUAAAAACAAAAGAAGAAUUAAAGAAAAUUAUCUAGAUGGCAGCACAGUUAAAACCAAGAGUUGUUUGAAAACCUAAACAGGUUAUAUAACUUUGAACAGUAAAUGUUUUCUGAAUAAAACGCGUUCAAUUGAGUAAAGUCAGACGUCCUAGAUAAUUCACCAACUAAUUCAGACAAGUGAAACAUUUAAGUAGUUGCAUAUUGAGUGCUUUUUUAAAAUUCUGAACUAGAAAAAUUUCUGUAAAAAAAAAGUUUCUGUUCCCACAGGAAUAUCAGAAAAUCUGUUACAUACCGAAUUCCAAUUCUGUAGACCUGGUAAUUUUCUGUGUAUCGUCAAUCAGUCAGUCAAUGUCCUCAAUAAAAAAUAAAUAAAAGUAAUCUGUCAAGUGCUGGUCCAAUCACAAAAGAUUAUUGAACCGCCAUCAAUGUGCUGCCACCUACCGUCCAUUUUUAAAACCUCUCAUUACUAAUAUCAGUUCAUUCACAUUCAGUGUAGCCUUCGACUUGAGGCGAUAAUUCCAUGGAAAUUGAACAUCUCGAAAAACAGGGUUAAACAUCAGAAACAUCAAAUAAAAAAUAUAAAUUUUCUAUACCAGUCGUGGUUUAUGAAAUAUAGUCAUCUCUGCAGCACCUUUAUGUACCUGCAACAAAUUAAAGGCUUUGUUACUAUUAACUCUGUCUACAAACAUAAACUUGUAUAACAUACUUGUUUAAAAUGUUACAAAAUUUAAACAUUUACCUGGCUGGAAUCAAUAUGCUCUUGUCAUUUAUACGCAUCUAGGAACAUCCAGGAAUUGAUAUAAAGGUUACAAGCUUGGAACCGUAAGGUUGAUGUAAAAUAUGUAAUGUAAAAUGGAGUUUAUAUUGUUUAUUUUUUAAUAAUAAAAUGUAUUUAUUAUUAAAUUUUUAGACUGUAAGAUAUGUGUGAUAUAAUAAGUAUAAAAUUUAUACAAGGAAAUUAAAGUUAAUUGUAAAAAUCCUAAAUUAAA